UAUGUACAGGUACAGAGGUACAUAGAAGCCACAGCAAAAGCAACAACAACAACCACACGUUCACACCUUACAAAAUCACCCAACACCAAGAAGCAGCAUUUGCUGUUUUUUGAGCAUUGCAUUUAGAUUUUGGAUUUUGGGACAGCAUACUUACUAAUCAACAUGAACAUGCCACCGGAAGCUGUUGACGAUGAUGAUAUCAGCAAAAGCAUGGAUUUUAAGGACACUGAGCUCACUUUAGGACUGCCUGGUCGUCCACGACGUUGUUCUUCAUCAGCAGCUGAUCAUUUCUUCGGAGGAAUCAAGAGUAGUAGCUGCAGCAUGAAACGUGGGUUCAUGGAGACCGUUGAUCAGAAUAUUGGCCUGGAAAGCUCUACCAGCUGCGAGCCACGUAGCCAAAUCAAAGUGGAUGGGAAGUUGGAAGCUCAUUACAACAACUACUCCUCCUCCAGCUCAAGUGGCAGGACAACUACAGCCGUGAAGUCCCCAGCUGCAAAGGCAAGAGUAGUUGGGUGGCCACCAGUGAGAUCAUUGAGACAGAAGGCAUUGGUGGAGAGCAAGAGCACGUAUGUAAAAGUGGGUGCAGAUGGAGCUCCUUACUUGCGGAAACUAGACUUAGACAUGUACAAAAGUUAUCAUGAGCUAUUGAGAGCCUUAGACCAAAUGUUCCCUUCCUUCACCACAAGCGGUAAGUAUGCGGAGGAUACUACUAGCAACCAGGAUGCAGUGAAAGGAAUGGAUGAAUAUGUAGUGGUGACAUAUGAAGACAAGGAUGGGGACUGGAUGUUAGUUGGAGACGUCCCUUGGAAAAUGUUUAUAGAAUCAUGCAAGCGUAUUCGGUUGAUGAAAAGUUCAGAGGCUGUUGGGAUAGCUCCAAGGACGUCUCAGGUUCUGACACAAUGAAAUGAACGGUACUGAUCAAGCACAUGUAUGUACAUAUAUUAGAUUUUUUUUUUUUUUUUUGGUCUGAAUAUGUACAUAUAUUAGAUGGGGCCUGUGUUUUUCUUGUUAAUUAGGACCAUAUCAGUGUUUAGGAUCCAACACAGACCCCUCCUUUUUCUGGUUUUCUGGUUUUUUUCUGUUUUUUCCUUCUUCCCAUCAGUGAGAAUAAGAGAGAAAUCUAGAUUGUACCCU
This is a messenger RNA of Prunus avium (sweet cherry), 1134 nucleotides long. Its product is annotated as auxin-responsive protein IAA1-like. The record is from RefSeq and is a predicted model, not a curated record. Gene Ontology annotation, biological process: regulation of DNA-templated transcription. Gene Ontology annotation, cellular component: nucleus. NCBI's taxonomy places the organism in Eukaryota, Viridiplantae, Streptophyta, Magnoliopsida, Rosales, Rosaceae.